Molecule: messenger RNA, 1669 nt
Organism: Pelagomonas calceolata
Lineage: Eukaryota; Pelagophyceae; Pelagomonadales; Pelagomonadaceae
Source: the annotation of a GenBank genome assembly
GCCAAUGCUGCGUAUACGACAAACGCGACAAUCUCACACGUGCCUGAGGUCAGGAUUUAAGCAUAGAAUCGCAGCGCUGCAACGUCGCAAUCGCUGCGGCUAAACUCGCAUCGCUGCGGUAGAUCUGCUAUAUCUGCCAGUCUCCAGCGUAGGCCUCAAAGCUCAGUGAACGCACCGAAGCGCUGGACGAAUCACAGAAGAACAAGCGCACAAAUGAAGCAACGCCGCAGACGCACGAGUUGUGCUACCGCGAAGCUCGUCGCCGCCGUCGCCGUCGCCCUCUACGUCUACGUCAUCAUCAGACUCCACCCACACACUCCGCGCCACUACGACGGGCCGCAGCUCGGCGAGACGGGCGACGGCUUCGACGCCACGGGCGAAACUGAUGACGACGCCGACGCCAUCCACCUCGUCUUCUCGACGGACUGCGGGGGCUACCAGCACUGGCAGGCCAUUUCGAGCUGGUACGCGUCGCUGGCGGCGGGCCACCGCGGGCCCGUCACGAGGAUCGCGAGCGGCUGCUCCGCCGAGCAGGCGGCGAAAAUCCGGGCGGAGUUCGCGCGCAUCGACAAGACGGGCCGCCUCCGCCUCCAUGCGGCACCGUCCACAGCAAUCGGCGGCUACAAGUACAGCAACAAGCCCGGCGGCCUCGUGCACUUUUUGCAGCACGCGCCCGUCGACGCUAGGUUCGUGGCCCUCGUGGAUCCCGACAUGCUCAUGAUCAAGCCGCUGACGUUGGAUGUGGGGCGGGGGACGCGGCGGCCGCGCGGCACGAAGCUGACGGAAUACGUCGUCGACGGCGUCGCGGCGGCGCUGAGCGUCUUUGGGGAUUUGCCGGGGCAUGUGGCCCACGGCGCGCCCGCGGGCCAGCACUUCGGCGUCGGCGGCGCGUGGCAGCGUGCGGGCCCCGGCGCGCGGCCGGCCUGGGCGGGCUUCAGCAAGGCCGCCGUCUGUGGCGCGGGCGCGCCGUGCACGCCUGUGUGGAAAUCAACCAGUGAGUUAGGUUACGGGGACAACGUCGCGUCGAUGGCGUGGGGCGUCCGAAAGUUGAUCUCCACACAGGUGCACGCGGACGACGGCGAAGGAGGCCGACGAGAAAUUUGCCGUGGGACCGGUUUAUAUUGCUCACGUCGACGACUGGAAAAAUCUAGCGCCGGCGUGGUGGGCGGCCAUGCCUAGAGUUCAUGAGCAGUACCCGCAUCUCCUCGCCGAAAUGUAUGCGUUAACGAUGAGCGCCGCAAACAUGACGACACCGUGGUCGCAGCUGUCGUCAUAUAUGGUGAGUGACCCUCGGACCAUGUCUCCGACCGAGGCCUGGGCGUGGAUCGACGAUUUAGCGACGCGCGAGGGGCCGGGAGCCGUCUGCGCCGGCGCCACGGCGACGACGCUGCCCGCCGCGACGCGCGACCGGUCGCGCGUCGCGCUGCCAGUGUUCCUGCACUUUUGCCAAAGAUACGAGCUCGCGGGGUAUUUCUUCGCCAAGAGGCGGCUUGACCACGGCUUCUUUGGGUGUGGGAGUGAACCACUCCGAUUUGAUGCUGACGCGAUCAUCGGCGGCCUCGGGGGCUCCCCGUCGACCACUGCGGUUCGAACGGCCUUUAUGCUCUGCCACAUCAUCCCGAUGAUGAAUUCAUUUCUAGCCUCGUACAAACGGGACGCCUGUGAUUAA